GAUUCCCUGUCAGCCCAAUCAUUUCCACUCUUAUCAUCUUUACUCUCUUGUGUUUUUUCCUCGACAGUCAUUAAUGGAGUCCUUUUCCAUCAUCCUUUCAUCUUCUCCACCCUUCCAAAAUCACUCCAAAACCCUCAAAUCAAUUUCUUCAAACUCUAUUUCUCGACAACCCAAAUCUCCCACCAUUAAACUACCCUCUCACAACCCUCUCUCGAUCCUUCAAAACUCCCCUAUUUUACAAACUGUAGCCAAAACCCAUGUUUCUUUUACCUUAUUUAACCUCUUUACUUCUUUCCGUUGUCUUGCCGUCGCUGACACAGUUAUAUCCUCUCCCGAGCCUGGCAAAGUAAACCUUGAAGCAGUGUUGGUCUCGGUUGAUGAGUUUUUUAACAAGAAUCCAUUUUUUGUUGCUGGAUGCACUUUCAUUUGGCUUGUUGUUGUGCCUUUAACUAAACAGUACUUGAGUAAAUGUAAGUUCAUACCCGCCAUUGAUGCAUUUAGGAAACUUCGUGAUGACCCAAGUGCACAGCUUUUGGAUAUUAGAAAGAACAAGACUCUGGCUUCUUUGGCCUCCCCAAAUUUGAGUUUCCUCAACAAGGACACGGUUCAACUUCAGUUUACUGCUGAAAAUGAAGAUGGGUUCGUGAAGAAAGUCCUGGAGAAGUUUCCAAACCCUGCAAAUACUGUUAUUUGUGUUCUUGACAAUUUUGAUGGGAAUUCCUUGAAAGCAGCUGAGUUAUUGUAUAAGAAGGGGUUUAAGGAGGCUUAUGCAAUCAGGGAUGGAGUCAUGGGCAAGAAAGGAUGGCUGGCAAUACAGGAGACCCUUUUGCCACCUUCUGUACAUAUUACAAGUAAGAAGAAGAAGAAGGUCAAAAUUUCUAGAGGGUUCGGAGUAAACGGAGCAGUUGAUCAAGUUGAGAAUAAGAAAGAGGGUUCCCCUUCUACAAAUGCUCCCAUAUUAGAAAGUCAAACCAUGGAUCAUGAACUUACUGAAUCUAUGCCACAUGCAAAAGUUGGUUCCCACUCCUCUUCUCCUUACCCUAAUUACCCGGAUCUGAAGCCACCAUCUUCACCAACUCCAUCAAAACCAUGAGAAUGAUAAGCUGUCUGUGAGUAUCUCUGCCAGUGGUCACAUGCACUCAUCAUUAUCCAUUGCUGAAGAUCAUUCCACUUUUGGAAAGCAUACUUUUCAUUUUUGUAAUUACCCAUAUAAUUUAAGUUCUAUGUUUCUUAAAGAAACAUUCUCAAUUUUAUGUUAUACCAUGUCAAAUAAAUACAAUUUGAGGAUCAGAGUUAAACACAAUAGAGCCAAGUUACUUUUCAUAUAAAA
Messenger RNA from Gossypium arboreum, 1330 nucleotides. Its product is annotated as rhodanese-like domain-containing protein 4A, chloroplastic. Lineage: Eukaryota; Viridiplantae; Streptophyta; Magnoliopsida; Malvales; Malvaceae. The coding region runs from base 74 to 1093 and encodes 339 amino acids. The transcript has 4 exons. The record is from RefSeq and is a predicted model, not a curated record.